AUGGCAGCAGCUAGAGGGGGUGCAACUAGCAUGAGAGGUCCAAUGGAUUUGUUUGUUAGAAAACCUGAAACUGCCAUUGCAAGAAACAAAAGAGAGAAAUUGAGGCAGCAGAACAUCAAGGAAGCAUGUAAUAAAGAAGCAGUUCGUAGAGUUCAUCGUUACUUAGCACAGUGGUUCUACCAAGCUGGGAUUCCAUUGAACCCGGUAAAGUUGAAGAGUUUUCAAGAAAUAUUGUGGGCUGUUGGAAGCUUUGGUCCCAAUUUACCUACUCCCAGUUAUCAUGCUCUAAGGGUUCUACUGCUUAAUGAGGAGUUGGAUUACACCAAAGGAUUGUUGAAGGGUCAUAAAGAGCAAUGGGAAAAGUAUGGUUGCUCUAUUAUGUCAGAUGCUUGGACGGAUAAAAGGCAAAGGAGCAUUAUUAAUUUUCUUGUAAACUCUCCAGCAGGGACAAUGUUUUUGAAGUCUAUUGAUGCUUCUGAUUAUGUGAAGACUGGUGAGAAAUUAUUUGAGCUUCUAGAUGAUGUUGUCGAGGAAAUUGGUGAGCACAACGUUGUUCAAGUUGUAACUGAUAAUGGGAGUAAUUAUGUUCUUGCCGGUAAGUUGCUGACGGAGAAAAGGCCAAAUUUGUUUUGGACUCCUUGUGCUGCCUACUGUUUGGAUUUGAUGCUUGAGGAUAUUGGGAAGUUACCAUUAAUUCAAAAAACCAUAAAAAGGGCCAUUUCAUUGGUUAGCUUCACUUAUAGUCACUCUAGCACAUUAGCUAUGUUGAGACACUUCACAAAUGGCAAGGAGUUGGUAAGGCAUGCAGUCACCCGAUUUGCCACUUCAUUUCUCUCUUUGGAAAGGCUUUAUGAGGAGAAAGGAAAUUUGAGAAGAAUGUUCACCUCAGAUGAAUGGGCAAAGAAUAAGUUGUCAAAGGAGGCAAAGGGGAGGGAGGUAACAAAGAUUGUUAUCAUGCUAUCUUUUUGGAAUCAUGUCAAGUACACCCUUAAGAUCAUGGGCCCUCCUAUUCGGGUGUUUAGACUUGUUGAUGGGGAGAAGAAGCCACCAAUGGGAUAUAUUUAUGAAGCAAUGGAGAAGGCAAAGGAAUGCAUCAUGAAAGCAUUUCUUAAUGAUGAGAGCAAGUACAAUGAUGUUUUUAAAAUAAUUGACAACAGAUGGAAUUGCCGACUUCAUCGUCCGUUGCAUGCAGCCGGUCAUUUUCUAAAUCCCGAGUUGUUUUAUGACAACCCUCGGAUUGAGCUGGAUUUAGAAGUUACAAAGGGGUGGUUUGAGUGCAUCACUAGAUUGGUGCCAAGUCAAGCUGUGCAACAUAAGAUAUUGGAGGAGCAAGCACUAUACAAGGCCGGCUAUGGACUUUUUGGAUCAGAUUUUGCAAAAUCUCAAAGGAGAAAGAUUUCACCCGCAUUUUGGUGGCGGACAUAUGGGCAUGAAGCUCCAAACAUGCGGGACCUUGCUAUCAAGAUCUUGAGCUUGACUUGUAGUGCAUCUGGAUAUGAGCGCAAUUGGAGUAUAUUUGAGCACAUUCAUACUAAGAAGAGAAAUAGGCUUGAUCAUGAAAGGAUGGAGAGUUUGGUCUUCAUAAAGUAUAGCCAACAACUCAUCGAGAGGUACAACCUUAAAGAUGAAGUUGACCCUAUUGCACUCAAUGAUAUUGAUGAGUGUAAUGAGUGGUUAGUGGGAGAAAUUGGGACAACCACCUUUCGAGAUGAUAGUGUGGAUGAUGAUGCUGAUUUGGUUCAUCAAGAUGACAACACUUUGAGUUGGAACAUUACUUUUGAAGCAACGGGAGGACAUGAGCCUACAACAAAUACUAGAAGACAACAAAAUAGGAAAAGAAAAGAACCUGAAAUUGCAAGAGGUGGUGCAAAGGGUGGACCAAGUGGGUCUAAGGCUUCAAAAAAAGGAAAAGAAAAGGCAGUAAUUGUGGAAGAGGAAGAACCAGAAUUUGAAGAUGAAGAGGAUUUCGAAAAUGAAGAAGAACAAGAAGAGGAGAUUCAAUUCAAUGAUACCGAAUCAGAGGAUGAUGAGGGGGCAAAGAGACAUGAUAAUAAUCGUGUUAAUUUGGAUGAAUUUGAUGAGAGGUAG
This is a messenger RNA of Arachis duranensis, 2088 nucleotides long. RefSeq lists its product as uncharacterized. NCBI's taxonomy places the organism in Eukaryota, Viridiplantae, Streptophyta, Magnoliopsida, Fabales, Fabaceae. The record is from RefSeq and is a predicted model, not a curated record. Bases 1 to 2088 code for a protein of 695 amino acids. Gene Ontology annotation, molecular function: protein dimerization activity. The transcript has 2 exons.